AUGCCUUUUAAGACUGGUCCAGUCUCGCUCCCCGGUCGACGUAUCAUUCGUGAGGCCUUCGAGGAGCUCCAGCGGACAGUGUCACCGCUGGAGGCGAAAGACUUCCAAAAUACGACGUUGGAAGACGUCGAAAAAGCGGCACUUGAUAUUGAGAACCAGCUAGCAGCCAAGAAGAUGCUCAGAAAUAUGCGCCGCUUAAAGCCUUUAUUCCAAGGACUAGGUCACUACUCACAGUCAAUUGAAGUGCUGUGCAAUGGCACGCCAUAUUUGCCCUGGAUUUGGGCCCCUAUCAAACUCAUUCUCACGAUCGCAUCAGACUUUGUCGAAGCUCUUGAACGAAUUGUCGCCGCUUAUUCACAAAUUGCAGAGUCUUUACCCAGAGUCGAAAUGCUCGGUGAAGCCUUUGGUAAAAGAAUUGAAUUUCAAGAGAUCUUGGCCGUUUUCUAUUCAGAUAUAUUGAAAUUCCACCGCCACGCGUACAUGUUUGUUCGGAGAAGUAGCUGGAAGAUAUUUUUUCUCACAACAUGGGGUCGAUUUCAACGGCGGCUCGACACAAUUCUCACUAAUAUGAAAGCUCAUGAAGAAUUGAUUGACAAGACCGCCAAUGCUGUCAAUAUCUUGGAAGCCUCUAAGAUGAGAGAAAGCCUACGCAAUCAGAUAAAUGAGAAUAUUGAUGAAGUUGCAAAGCAAGAAGAUGAGGACUCAACUAAACAAUACCAGGCCAUCAUUGGAUGGUUGAAGAUGGAUGAUACAGACCAACAAGUCAUCUUUGACUCAAUCGCAUCAGAAGCAGAAAAGAAUGAAGGGACUUGCGACUGGAUAUUCAAGCAACCCACUCUCGUGUCAUGGAUGAGAACUCAGCCGGAAACUCCAUUUCUUUGGCUUCAGGGAAAUCCAGGAGCGGGCAAAAGUGUACUGGCCACACAAAUUGACGUCUUCCUUCGAACUAGCCAUCAGUCUCUUGUUGUUCGUCACUUUUGCACCUACUCAUAUGCAUCAUCGAUCCAAUUUGACCAAAUUCUGCGAUCUUUACUCCUUCAACUGAUUCGCUCGAACGGCGACCUAAUAACCUACAUUUAUGAAAAAUUUGUCUUGGCCAAACAAGCCGUCACGAUCAAGUCGCUCUCACAGCUGAUCCGGGGCCCGAAUAGCUCCAUGUUUUAUAAAGUCCUGAUUUCUAGUCGGCCAUCACCACUGUUAUCGAAGAAGUUUCGAAAACGGCCUACUGUUUCACUUAUAGACGAAAAGAGUAGAAUUAAUGAGGCCAUCAAGAUUUAUGCUCAUCAGAAGCUUGGUUUCCUCCGCAAUCGAUUCUUGGAGUUCGGCAUUUGUGGCACAGAUAUUGCAGAGCUCUCUCGCAGCAUAUCCUUAAAAGCUGACGGAAUGUUUCUAUGGGCUCGACUGGUUUUGGAAUAUAUAUCAUCCAAUAUCUUCUACAGUCGCGACGAGGUACUCUGUUCGGUCAACAUGCUUCCCAGAAAGCUGAGUGAAUUUCAAGGAGAUAUAGAAGCUCCGAUGAUGCCACCUCAGUAUAUUUUCGAAAUGUGCACGCCGCUUAUUCAGGAGAAUAAAGAUAGAACUCUCUCAUUCAUUCAUGUUUCUGUUAAGGACCAUCUCAAAUCGGCCGAGACUGCGAUGGCUUUGGUAGAGGCUGAUGCAUUAUGCGAACAUGGUGUGGCGGCUAUCACCUGCCUCCUUGCCGGUUUUCGGAUUUUUGAUACAACAUACGACUCAAGUGACCGAAAUUUGAGAAUCCUAAGGGGCCUUCAUGCUUUUCACAUCUAUGCAACAGAUUACUGGCUUGAAGACCUGCUAUGUAGCAACGCUGCUAUCUGCGGCUUCGAGGCUGCCUCCCUUCUGUAUUCGACAGCCAAAGCAUUGGCAGACCGACUAAACACAGAGAGUCUCUCAACGAAAAUCUCAGAAAUCUCAGCGGAGCAAGAAUCAGGUACAUUGGACAGUCGAUUGGAAAAAUUCGCAAAUCAGGGAGCCGUAUAUGACAUGCUACGACUUGCUUUGAGAGAGCGGUCCACGAGAGCUAGUUCUAGCCAAUCCCAGCAAGAUGAUCAUUCUACUGAUCUUAUACAGCUCGCACUCCAAAAUCUCCAGGACCUGCUAGCUAGCUACCAAGCCAGCAUCCGGUCUCUGCUGAUGAUCCCCUCGUUCCCAGGAAUUACUUUCGAGGAGUUGGAGAAAUUCAAACGAAAUUUUCGAACGGCCGCAUUUACUUGUCGUGUCCGUAACUGCCCCCGUGCAACCACAGGCUUCCCUGACGAGAAGAAAUUAUCGGAGCACGAGCGAACACAUACCCAACGAAUUAUGUGUGCGGUUCCUGACUGCCAAUACCCACCGCUAACUUCUUCUCGCGCUCUUAAUGUUCAUAUGUCAAAAUGCCAUGGAAAAAUACAACGAAUUGCAAAUAUCACUAGAAUAAGCACCCAACGGGCCACGGUAUCAGGGAGGCUUCACCGCGCUGACAACACAGACGUUGUAACGCAGAGGAAACGUCAUGCCUCUAGUCCACCGGCCGAGGCUGAAUCGCAGUCAACCCAACAAUCAACCCAGGACCUGAAGCAAAAUGUCCCGAACUUUACAUCGCUUACGCCUGAGCAGGAGGCAACAUUAACUCCUGCACAGAGUGUUAGAUAUAAGGAGAUCCUAAAGAAUCACGGCACAGUUACUGUAACUGCGGCACCUACAGAAGCUAACAGCGAAUCCCUUAAUCGCCUUAAGCUUAUUGGACAAGAAGAGCAAAGGCAGUUUAAUCAAGAGCAUAUGGAAGAUAUUCCAAUGAGCCCUGAAGAAUAUACAGAAGCUGCGCAAAAAGUAAAGCGACUUGUCUCAGAUAUAAGCAAGGUUGGGCGUAGGGUAAGGGAAUGGUACGAUAUUACACAAGAUGACGCACGAGCUAAGAUGUUCUUUAACUAUCGGCUACGUCUUAUUAAGCAACACGUCGAUGGCGAACAAAUGACGGUAAUGAAGGAUGUUUUCAGUAUCCGCUCCUCCGACCUAGACCAGUGUCGCGCUUUGCUUGAGACUAUGGCUAAGGAAUUAGCGGCCAGUGUAAUAGACAAGCAUAUGAUGAAUCCUGGUGCGAAGGGAAUAAGUCAGCAGGUCCUCCAAGAAUUGAAGCAAUUAUCGCUACAGCAGCAGCAGCAACGGCAGGCCCAGCAGGCAGGGCGUAUGGCUCCUUGA
Messenger RNA from Trichoderma breve, 3195 nucleotides. RefSeq lists its product as uncharacterized. NCBI's taxonomy places the organism in Eukaryota, Fungi, Ascomycota, Sordariomycetes, Hypocreales, Hypocreaceae. The record is from RefSeq and is a predicted model, not a curated record. The coding region runs from base 1 to 3195 and encodes 1064 amino acids. The transcript has 9 exons.